GACUCUCUCUGAGCUGUAAGACAGGUCACAAGGGCUGGAGUUCCCACCUCACGGUCAUGAGAGGGAACACACACUGAGAGAAGGGAAAGAGGUUGUUCUGUUGCCCCCCUCAGCAUGGGGUCCUCUGCAGAGUUUAGGGUUAGUGUUCUGCUUCUCCUCGUCUCCUCUGUGGGGAACAUCCUCCUGGUGUCCGGUGGAUGUUCGGGGAAAUGCUGCAGAGGAAGAGACCUGAGCUGCGUGACCACCGACUGGAGGAUGGACCGGGUGUACGGGACUUGUUUCUGCGAUAAAAGCUGCGAUAAGACCCGGGACUGCUGCUUCGAUUACUUCACCGAGUGCCCAGCUCAGGACUGCCUCAGUGAGUUGAAUGAGUUUUUGGAGCGGCCUGUUUGCAGAGUUCCUGCCAUGCCUUCACGUGAUGGAUUCAGGUUUAACAGCGGGGGGGCGUGUCCUAAUCUGAUUGGCAAACAGAGAGGCUUGCUGGGGAGUACCAGAGACCUGCGGGGAGAACACUGUGCACACAACGCAGGCCCUGCAUUCAUCACCAGCAUGGAGUUUGGCAAAGGGAGGCCCAAACACGACAAAUAUGGAAACCCCCUCGACCCCGGGUUCUGUGUGGAGUUCACCUUUCAGUCCCGGACCCCCCACUGCUCGGUGCAGAACCAGCCACACACACACUGGAUGCGCUACAUCACAGAGGGGUACAAAGUGUGUGUGGCGUGUGAACCUCCGGCCAUGAAGAACAACUCGGGACGCUGCCAGGGAGACGGCCUGCAGGACGACAAGGAAGUUCUGCUCCACUGGCAGGCGGUCGGGAACCAUCAGUGCAGCGGGACCUGGAAGAAGAUCCAGAAAACCCAGCGGUGCGACUGUCUGCCCCAACACAGCUUCGUCUUCAUCUGAUCCACACACAGCACCACAGACAUCCUAUAAAACACACAUUCAGCAGCCAAACAAACCCUCAUCAGAGAGGCUGAAACCCUGCAGGCUCUCAGUCAGAACAGACUUCAAGGGAGGGUUUGAAGUGAGGUGGUGUGAAGGACUUCUCCAUAUUUGUAUUUUAAACCCACAGUAGAUGCAGUUUGGAGAAGCACACAGGAUUUCCAGCUAAGAAAAGUACUGCUGUUAACAGAAGGAGCAGAAAGCAUAUUGUAGAAACCUUAAAAAAGCGUGCAUUUUUAUAUCAAAGCCACCAGACAGACUCCAUUGAUGAAAACAGUCAUUUUACCUCGAAGAAAACCGGAGUUGCUGCUCCAACGCUGCCUUAAAAUAUGAUGUUUUUGUUGUGUUAGUGUGACUUUGGUGAAUUCAAACACUUAAGUCACACAAUAGUUCAAGGUACAAUUACAGAUAGAAAGGACUGUAGUUUGUACACUGACUGUGGAGAAGUACCUCAUACAACCACACUUCAAAACAUCCUUUAAAACUAAUUGUGCUCCACGUUGAUAUCAAAGCAUGUUCACAUCCAUGUUGUAGCUUGUACAGUAUUUCACCUCUUUAAUCACAUUAAGCGCUUCAUAUUCAUAAGUUGUUUUUGCAGAUUUUUAUUGUAACAAACCACUGUUGUAUUCCUUUUUUGAACAAUAUUUCUGCCAUACAUUUUUAACUUAAACAAUAACAUCUUUGAAAAAAAAAAAAAACCCUCAUAGAGGGCGAAAAGGUAGCUCUGUGCUGCCCUCUGGUGGUUA
Messenger RNA from Trematomus bernacchii (emerald rockcod), 1688 nucleotides. Its product is annotated as somatomedin-B and thrombospondin type-1 domain-containing protein. The transcript has 6 exons. NCBI's taxonomy places the organism in Eukaryota, Metazoa, Chordata, Actinopteri, Perciformes, Nototheniidae. The record is from RefSeq and is a predicted model, not a curated record. Bases 115 to 903 code for a protein of 262 amino acids.